CAGAGGGAGGGACUGCUCCGUCAGACGGAAAGAGGAGGAGGAAGCCGACACCAACAAAAUAUGACAGUACGAAACAAAAUGGAUCCAACCAAGCCCAGUGCACUGCAUGUAAACGGUGGAGGAAAUGAAUCAUUAAUGGGAGAUCCAUCGGUGCAGUGGGGAAAUAGUAAGGACGAGGGGAGGGAGAAAGACACAGAACCCAGGGAUCCACACGUCAACGGGACGAGCGCAGCUGCAGAGACCAACAUUCACCACAGGGACAAAACCAAGUUCAACACAUUUGGCUACCAGAGGAAGAGAAAGCAAAAGGUUGUGACUGACUUAGCAACAAUGAGUAAAUUUCCUUCUGCUGCUGCCAAACCCAGAGCUCCACUGAGACAGGUCCUUUUCAGCCAGGGAGAGUCUGAGAAGACCCAAGCUUCUGAGCUGGAUGGGUUGAAGCAGGAGCUGGAGGCCUUUGCUAUGCCGCUCAGUCUUAAGUGGAGGUGGAAGGAGGAAAGUCAGGGAACCACACUGGAGAAGAACUGGACAGAUAUAGUGCACUCUCAUUCAACGAUGUCGAAGAUGCUGAGGCACCAGCAGGAGGCGCUGUGGGAGUUUAUCUACACAGAGCUCAUCUACAUCAACAAACUGAUAAUCAUCAAAGAUUUUGUCAUCGCAGCUCUUGUCAACCUGCACCAGCAUGGAUUUCUCCUGGAGGUGACCCCUGAACUGCUCUUCUCUAACAUUCCCUCCAUCCUCACCGCUCACCAGCUGUUUUGGCAGCAGGUGAUUUAUCCCAUGUUGCAAGACGUCCGGGGGACGGGAAAGCCCUUUGAUCCUUUGGUGUUGGAGGCUGGUUGCCUGCAGUUCCGCGAGCGCUUCUCUUCAUAUCAACACUACUGUUGGGAGGAGGAAAACUGUGUGGAGUUCACACGCAGGCAGAUGGGGAGCAACCCGCAUUUCCUCACUUAUGUUCAGUGGGUGGAGAAUCAUCCUCGGUGUGAGCGCAUGCGGCUCGGGGACAUGCAGGCAAAACCCCACCUGAGGAUCACAAAGUAUCCUCUGCUUCUCAAGGCCGUGCUGAAAAACACUCCAGAUCCUCACGUGCAGAACACACUCAGAGGCAUGCUGUCCAGUAUAAAGCUUUUUUUGGAGAGCAUCAACGACCACCUGAGGCUAAAAGAUGAGAAACUCGCUCUCAUCACUUCUGCUCAGAGGGUGGAGGGAUACGAGGUGGAGUGCAUAAAUGAAGAUAUUGACACGCUUGUCCGAGAGAUUUGUCAGUUUGACCUAACCUGCCCCGUCAAAGGAGUAAGUCCUGAAGUCGUGCGCAAGCUUCUGCUGGAGGAGAACCUGAAGAUUCGGGAGAGGAAAGACAGCAAGCUUGAGGUGGUGGCUCUGCUUUUCACAGAUGUUCUUCUAUUGACCAAAGUCCAGAAGAAAGGGGACCGGCUGAAGGUAGUUCGACCUCCGCUGGCCCUUGACAGAACGUUCUGCUACUCGCUGAAAGAUGGCUGCUCAUUUCUUCUUGUGGAGGUUGGUGAGCUUCAGAGUGCUAUGAAUGUCUACAUAUUUGUAGCCAGUACCUCAGAGAGCUGCUCCAGAUGGGUCUCCAAAAUCAACUUGGCAAAGGUAACACUGAGGAACUUGAGGCAGACUGAGAACAACAUACAACUGGAAAAUUUAAAAAUCCAGCAGCCGGAGGCCGACCCUGUCACAAAUGUCGAAACGCAUGAUAUGGACACAGGAAAACAACCCAUCACGCAAUCCAGAAGAGAGAGUUUUAUGGAUGAACUCACUGAGAAACUUAUUUUCGCCCAAUCGACAAAUGGGAUGUUGGUGUCUAAAGAAGCCGAAGCAGAGGAACAGGAUCCUCCUCCAGGUGGUGGGACUGAAAACAAUCCCGUUCUACCUUUUUGGCAUUCCCACCCCGAAGUCAAGGGACACAAGGGACUUACUGGUCAGCAACAAGCCGACCGUGGAUAUGAAUGGGUAGAAAUGGGAGUGAGAGGAGUCGAGACGAGAGUGUGCAACCACGGGGCACCAUCUGCCGCCAAUCGGAAUUAUUUCAAUCCCGGCCCUGCAGGCGGUCCAUCGCGAUACGAUAUCUUGUAUCCAGACGUUGACUAUCCAAUGGAGGAGGAAAGUACGACGGACCUUUCCGACCAACCGGCAAUAUUCGGGGGGGAGCCUGAGUUUAAAGGACGAGCACCUGAGAGGAGAAUAUCAACGAAUAGGGAUUCCGAUUCUCAGUCUGUGAACCAGGACUCCAGGAGAAACUCCGACUGCAGCAAGUCCGGGGACAUGGAGACACCUCCAGAGGAUUGGGGUCGCUCCAAAAAUUUGAAGUCGCCCGGGUUACGCAGGAGGAGGCCAAUCAACUCUCAUCAGGGCCCCUCUUCUCAGAUGUCGAAUCAGUCCUUGCCGGUUUUAAAUGGCCAAAUGAAAAGAAACUCGCAACCAUCCGUCCCGGAGUCACACCGAGUGCUAAAACUGGCCUCCCUGAAGCACAACCAAGGCAUGUUUUUGGACCUUCAUGACACGGUAUCUCCAGACCUCCAAACGGUGUCUCAAUCCGAGCUUUUGGAUCAUAACGUUUAUAACGGAGGGAAAACCCAAAGGACGGCCUCUAACAUGAAGGACGUUGAAGGAGGCCAUGGAGCUGGCCUGCACGCCAGCACUCCCCACACGUUUCCCAAAGUGGAGAAGGCACACAACAUGGCCCUGGAGGGUCUCUUGCUAAGGGCCAAAGAGAGAGACGGAUUAAAAGGCAGAAAUGUGAAAGUGGCCCAUUUGGGUUUAAGGAAUCCUCCCGAACCCUCGUUUUUGCAGACGCCAUUGCCAUGGCCCAGCGAUGGAGAAAGACACGUGGAGUGGGAGGAGGAGGAGGUGGAGCUGUUUAGACACAGAGCGCUCACAGUGAGUAAAGGAUGGAAGGAGCAGCUGGUGGAUGGAGAUGAUGAUGAUGAUGAUGACAAGAGCAACAGUGUUGACUUUACGAUCGGAGUAAAUGUGAACUGGCCAGCUUGGUGCUUGGAUGAUGAUGAUUUUCUGGGUCAUUUACAACUCGGAGAGGAAGGGUUUCUGGAGAGCAUCAACCGAUCCUUGGCCUCCAGGGACAUCCCCGAAAUAUCAGAGCAAGAGGACGGACAUUAUAUUGAAGUGUAGCUCUGAAGCUGCAUGUCACUGCACUUACUGAGUGGAUCCUAAAUGGUGCUACAUUACGUCAAUGUAAACUGAAGAGGGCCAAAACCACAGGGACGCUAGGCUGUUUUUUACUUGAUGAAAACCAAACAUCUUUCUUGCAGUUUUCUUAUUUUCUAUCGAUAUUAAAAGGGUAUAUUUCUGGGCAAUAAUUAUUCUGUAAUUAAUGUAAAAGCAAUGUCUUAUAUAUAUUUUUAAAUAAUGAAAAAAGAAUUGAUUAGUGUUUUAUUUAAAUACAAUUAAAAAUUCUUCAUUCAUAUACACAAGUGUAUAGAACAUUUAUAUCAGCAAUCACUUCCCCUGUCAUUGACCAGUACACAUUGUAUGUCAUGUAAAAAAAUAAACCUUUUUUCUUUGUUAAAAGUACCUUGUUUUUAAACAUUUUAUUGUUAAUAUGUAUAUACAGAAACAAAUAUUCACAUACAGUCGAUAAUUGAAAAUGAAAAUAAUAGGAUAAUACACAAAGUUUAAAUUUAAACAAAACUGCUACAAUGUCGGCUCUGGAAAUACAGUAUUUACAAAUAAAUCCCAAAUUUUGCAGAUAUAAGAAUAAAAAAAGUUCAGUAGUUUUGUGAGAUGACUGCAUUAAUAUCUUUACUUUUUCACCGUGUUUCUUUCUCUCUCCUCCCGCUCAUUGGACACGGUAUGAACAAUCGUCUCCAGCGCAGGGUACUGAAAGAUGCCUUUCCUCUGUGGAAAAAGAUUCAUGUAGAUAAAUUUGUAGGUACAUUAUUUUGUAGGAACAUGUACAUGUAUUGCAAUUUCAUUUUUUUUAACUUAAUUUCCAGAUUGAAAUUGUUUGAUUGACAUUCCUUUCAAAUAAUGUUCCUCUUAUUUGUUGGUAAAUUUCAGAAGCUCCUUACCCUUUGGUGGUUCUUGUAGAUCUGAGCCAAAAUCAACAGCAUAACGAGGAGGAGAAAGCUGAGGCCCACUGCAGCUGCCGUGUUGUGUGAGACACUCCCAGGUUUUUCUCCACUUAGACCGCCUGUGAGGAACAUCAAUAUAAAAACACACGGUCAGAUAAAUGCCAAAUGUUACAUUUGUGCCAGGGCCUCAAUCGAUGAAUAUAAAUACACAAGGAGAGAACUCACUCAUCUGCUGGACGUGGUAUGUCACAUUUCCCAAAAGGCCGUCCUUCCCGUAGAAACGACAUGCCCAUUCACCCCGGUUCCCCUCGGACGUUGUGCUUAUACUCAGACUCUUCCCCUCCAGGAUGGGCCCAACGGACCGGCUGCCAUUGAGGUCAUAGAUCACAUGAACCCAUUCGUACUUGGUGACCUCGCCGGUGUCGGCCAGCUGGCAGGUCAGCGUCACGGAGCUUGUGUUCUGGGAGGGCGCGCUGCUGUGAACUGAGAGAGACAAAAAGCAGCACAAUGAAAUGCGCUGUUAAAAGCGAAAAACAAGAUUCGGCGGAUCAAACUUCAACUGAAAGCAUCUGAGCUUACCUUUGGCAACGACGAGCCGCAUGUUUCGCGUCACCCGUUGUCCUUCUAUCGUGGCGGAGCAUCUGUACCUGCCCUCAUCCUCCAACGCGACCUCGUUCAAACGGGCCGACUGAUCGGAGGCGAGCGCGGAGAGCGGCCCGGAGGCCGAGAAAGAGGCGGGAAGGCGACCGGGAGCCGGUUUGUAGAGAUACCCGGGUUUUAGUUUCUCCCAGAGCGGAUCAGAGGGGAUGAGCCCGGGGGAGAAGACGCAGGGGAGUGUGACCGCGGAUCCCACAGCGGCGUACACUUUGGCGUCGUCGUCGGGUGGGUGGAUGACACCUGUGAGAGAAAGCGAGGGAGAGUUUAAGAGUAAAAAAAAAAGAAGUUCCAAACCAAACUGAGUUCCCGCCGCUGACCCCUGGUGAGGCUUACCCUUCACGCUCAGGGUAGCUGAAGCUCGUCCCUCCUGGUCCUUGUAGGCCACCAGGCAGGUCCAGGUUCCCGUCAGUCUGCCGGUGGCCUUUUCCCUCACAGCGGUCUGCAUGGUCCGAGGCUCGAAUGGGCUGUCGUUCAGUGUCCACCUCACAAGAGCUCCUUGAGGCCAAGGAGUCACGCUACAGGUGAUCGAAACGUCGUUCCCCCAAAUCGGAGCCGGUGAGGAGACGGACACUGAGGAGGAAAGAGGAUGAGGUUAUUUUCAUACGCUACAGCUCAUUUCUGGCAGAUAUAACAAGUUUUUUAAAGUUUUUGCUAUGACUUAAAAAGUCUGGAAUUUCUCUCUUCACAUCUUCAAUCGCUUCUUUAUCAAUUAUUUAUUGAAUCCGAUCCUCAAAACUGAUGCAACAAAUUCAUGGAGGGGUGAAAACAUCUUUGUUUCUCCACGUUUCUCACCUUUAGUGAUUCGGAGUGUGACUGUUUUCUCAAUGACUUGGAAUCCAUGUUCCACCCUGCAGGAGUAAACUCCUCCAUCCUCCUCCCUCACGUUGUUUAUCUGCAGGCUGAAAUCGCCACUUUCUAACUGGUAAUGGGGCCACCUCACGCGUUGGUUGCCUUUUGAUAACCAGUCAGAGCCCCAGAACUCCAGACCACUCUUUUCCUUUCUCCAAACAGUGCUGUGGGCAGAAGGUGUCACAAGCAAUGCAGAGUUAUCACUAGGUAGAUACAGCUGUGGAGUGGAAGGAAGGAUUGUGAAGCCCAGCAGGGAGGGAGGCAGUUUGUGGGAUCUGUGGUGUUUUUUUGUCUUACCCUUUGUCGGCUUUUCUCCAGAUGAUGGCGGGGAUACGAGCGGACAGCCGGCUGCAUUUACAGGGCAGCACAGCCUGAGAGCCGGCUUCGGCAAAAACCUCACUUACUUCACUUUGAGCACCUGUUAAAGAAACAAUAGGUCAUUCACUUCAGAUAGAAAAUAUGCACAAAAAAAGAAGAAUAGAUGCAUGUCAUUGGGCAUUUUAGCACAACAGGCAGCAGACAUUUCUGUAAAAAAAAAAAAAUCAUACCUGACAAAUGAAAGGUCAUCACCCCAAAGAGGAAAUACCCCAACAGCAUCUUUUUGUUGCCUUUUUUUUGGACAAUUUGUUAAAAUGUUGUAAUCUCUAUCUGCUCUAUUAUCUGAGUCCGAUGUGCUCUCUGGUGUGUUUUUGUGUGAGUUGAAUCGAUGAGGUAUUUAUAUGAAUCUGUGGGUGCAAAAAGGAGGCGGAGUUCUGCUACCAAUCAUCUGACUUCUGCUACAAGCCGGGCUUUGAUGCGGUCUGACUUUGUCAGCCUGGAAACUCGAAGACAAAGAUGUAAACAGGGAGACACACUCCCUCCCACGGAUUCUCUCUCUUCUUUCCGUUUCCUUUUUCAGAUUUAACAGUGAGUGUAACGAUAUCAGACAUUAUUCAAUUUGCAAGCCAAAGGUUCUCAAGACUCCAGACCGAAGCAAAAUACAGGAUAGCAUGUGCAUCUCACUGUAUUUGUCCCUUAAAGUAUAGUUCCAAUUUAGAAAUACUUAGCUCAAAAAUGAGCCGGGAACAACUUUUCAAUCAUCUCCACACGUGCGUUGAACGUUGUGUGUUUAGAAAGCUCUUCGGGGCCAUUCACGGAAGCCCCGGUUGUUGCUUUGAAACCGAAAUGGCAAAAACUGCUGACUCCAAACCACCGUGUCACGUCUCCUCCGUCACUACCAGUCAGCCAGGUUCAGAAUUGCUGCUGAACCCACAGCUCUCAUCCCGAUCACCAUCAUCAUCAUCAUCAUCUCCACCACCAGUUUCAUGAAAACAAGGCCAUCCCGUAAUAUAAUAGUCUUCUGUUGCGCAUUCGUGAAAGUGAAUCAUCUCUUUUUUGUUUUCCUUGUCGUCGAUUCCUUUUCUGUCGCUGCAUGUGAAGAAUACUUCCUCCGCCAGUCAGGACGUCAAAUGGAGGCCAACCAACGUUUAAAUGCAGUUUAAUGUAAAUAUCGUAAGAUUGGAAAAAAUAAAGAUUGAUUGAUAAUUAUUAUUAUUACUAGCUGGAAAUACUUGACUUUGUAAUUUAUAAGGAGUAACGUUUGAUGAGUUGUUUAUAAGACAAUAGUAGAACUGCAAACAGAUGCCAUUUAAGCAUUUGUGCUUGUAAACACUAUAAAUAGACAACAAAUAACCAUAUAACAGAACCACAGUUGUGCCAAUUUAAAAUAUUGUAAGAAGUUAUUAUUCUUAAUUACAAAUUAGUCUUUAUAUAAGCUGAUAACUGCAUAGCAUUGUUUUGUAAAUAAUUUGUUUGUUUGUGUAUAUACUGCAAAAGAAGGAUGAAUAAGGGGUUCAGAUUUACUGUACUCAUUACUUAUCUUUGCCAUGAGGCAUCUUGCCAUAUCAACACAGUAUCUGACAGACCAACCAACUCUCUAGUUCUAGCUUAGUUUCCGUUAGUAUAGUAGUUUUUAUUUCUAAUUAAUGUACCUCUUCUGUGAUUAAUAAUUAAUGCCCGUGAACUCAUCAAAGUUUGUAAAACCUACUAUAUGUUAAAACCAACGCUAGAAAGACACAUUGAGAUUCUAACUGUGGCACUAAGAAACAGAUACACCUGAGAAUAUGGGGGUGAAACCACAGAGCUGUUUUUCUUCAUUUUGACAUAUUUUCCUUGGUAAGAGCUGUUUGACUGCUGGGUGAGUGAUGUUUCAAGAUCAAGUGUCUUCAUUUCAUCAAACCAGAACGCCCUUCUUGGCCCAAAUUAUUUAAAUCUGUUUCAUAUUUCUUAUUGUUGUGGCUUUAGUUUGGCAUUUUUUAACAAAAAAACAAUUGGGGGCAUUUGUGCGUCACUCGUCUCUAGGUGGUCUUUCCUACAGCAGAAACUGAGUCACCUCUAUUGUACAUGGAAACAACUGGGCUUUGAGCAUGAGGGAAUGCAGAUGAUUAUGUAAGUAGAAUGAGUUGGAAAAUAAUCAAAUCAUAUUGCCUCUUUAGAAGUUCAACACUAGUUUUUUCCUGUCAAGCUCUCUUCUCUGCAUCCGCUUUAGUAAAAAAAAAAAUGCUAUGUUCUAAUUUGCAUCAUCAUUAACAUUUAUUAAGAGGCUCCAGUCAUUCUGCCUUAUAGUAAACACUGCUGUGGUUUGAUUUCAAUAACUGAUUAGAUCAUGUGUUUGUGUAGGUGAUGAAAAGUGAUGUUCCACUGUGAAUUACUGGCAGAGGAAGCCGAGAUCAAAUCCUGCUGUACUCAGACCUUUUUGUUGUUGAGUUUAACCAGCGUUUUGUUCAGUGCUGUUGAGGCUGAAGAUGGAAACAUGAUUGUA
Pungitius pungitius (ninespine stickleback) is the source of this 8358-nucleotide messenger RNA. RefSeq names its product pleckstrin homology domain containing, family G (with RhoGef domain) member 6 (gene plekhg6). The record is from RefSeq and is a predicted model, not a curated record. Lineage: Eukaryota; Metazoa; Chordata; Actinopteri; Perciformes; Gasterosteidae. Gene Ontology annotation, cellular component: endocytic vesicle; axon; plasma membrane. Gene Ontology annotation, molecular function: guanyl-nucleotide exchange factor activity. Gene Ontology annotation, biological process: endothelial cell migration; Rho protein signal transduction. Bases 61 to 3150 code for a protein of 1029 amino acids. The transcript is spliced from 15 exons.